Messenger RNA from Impatiens glandulifera, 405 nucleotides. RefSeq names its product probable ubiquitin carboxyl-terminal hydrolase creB. NCBI's taxonomy places the organism in Eukaryota, Viridiplantae, Streptophyta, Magnoliopsida, Ericales, Balsaminaceae. Bases 1 to 405 code for a protein of 134 amino acids. The record is from RefSeq and is a predicted model, not a curated record. The transcript has a single exon.
AUGAGUACAAGGAACAAGAAGAAGCGAAGUGCAGUUAAGAAUGUGAUGAAGAGGGCAGAACAGAAAACAGCCUUACCAGUCGUAAUAAAUGCACCACCGCUUGAUGAGGAAGAAGAAGAAGAUCCGGAGGAACUCCAUCAACGAAAGAAAAGGACAACCGGAGAAUCCAUAACAACUCCAAGCUUCAGACCUCCAAAUGUCCCACCGCCUCCACCACCAAGGCCAGUUUGUGCCAACUUUGAUCUCAAGAAUAAGAGCACCGGUCAUUCGAGUGUAUGGGCCGGUGUGCUGAUCGAUGUUGAAAGACGUGCUAAAGAACACAGAGCAAGGCAAGAAGAAGAAAGAAGACGGUUGGAAAAGGAGCAAGAAAAAGAGCAACACAAGGGGGGAUCAUCCAAGCCCUAA